AUGUCUGAAGCUACUACUGUUCCUCCUGUUGAAACUGUUUCUGAACCAAACCCAUUGAUUGUAUUUGCUACUGUUGCCACUAUUAUUAGUGUAUUUAUUGGAUAUUAUUUCCUUCAACAAUCCAAGAAACUUAAACCAGUUUUAAAACCAGAUGAGUUUCAAAAAUUCCCUCUUAUUGAAAAAAUCAGAGUCAGUCAUAACUCAGCAAUUUAUAGAUUUGGGUUACCAAAACUGACUGAUAGAUUAGGAUUACCAAUUGGUCAACAUAUUUCUAUUGGUGCUACUAUUGACGGUAAAGAAGUUGUUCGUUCAUACACUCCAAUUUCUACUGAUGAUCAAUUGGGUCACUUUGAUUUAUUAAUUAAAACUUAUGAAAAUGGUAACAUCUCUAGACACGUUGCAGGAAAGAAUGUUGGCGAACAUAUUGAAAUCAGAGGUCCAAAAGGGUUUUUCACUUAUACUCCAAAUAUGGUUAAAAGUUUUGGUAUGAUUGCUGGUGGUACUGGUAUUGCACCAAUGUAUCAAAUCAUUAGUGCUAUUUUGAAGAACCCUGAUGAUAAAACUAAAAUUCAUUUAGUUUAUGCUAAUGUUACUGAAUCAGAUAUUUUAUUGAAAGAAGAAUUAGACAAUUUUGCUAUUAGACACCCAGAUAGAUUAAAGAUCCAUUACGUUUUGAAUGAAGCUCCAGCUAAUUGGCAAGGCUCAGUUGGAUUUGUUACUCCAGAAAUCAUUGAUACUCAUUUACCAAAGGCUUCAAAUGACACUAACUUGUUAUUGUGUGGUCCUCCACCAAUGGUUAGUGCUAUGAAAAAAGCUGCUCUUGAAUUAGGAUUCCAAAAAGCAAAACCAGUUUCUAAAUUAGGUGAUCAAGUGUUUGUCUUUUAA
Candida dubliniensis CD36 is the source of this 885-nucleotide messenger RNA. It is a transcript of the gene CBR1, whose product is annotated as Cbr1p. The coding region runs from base 1 to 885 and encodes 294 amino acids. Gene Ontology annotation, cellular component: plasma membrane; endoplasmic reticulum. The record is from RefSeq and is a predicted model, not a curated record. Gene Ontology annotation, molecular function: oxidoreductase activity. Lineage: Eukaryota; Fungi; Ascomycota; Pichiomycetes; Serinales; Debaryomycetaceae. The transcript has a single exon.